Orussus abietinus is the source of this 843-nucleotide messenger RNA. RefSeq lists its product as uncharacterized. Lineage: Eukaryota; Metazoa; Arthropoda; Insecta; Hymenoptera; Orussidae. Bases 1 to 843 code for a protein of 280 amino acids. The transcript has 3 exons. The record is from RefSeq and is a predicted model, not a curated record.
AUGCUGAAGAGGUUGCUGGUCAUCUCGUGGGUGGCAGUGCUGGCUUGCUCUGCUCUCCCGGCUUCCGAGAAGAACCCUGGAGACAAUGACCUCAUGGCCACCAUUUAUUCGGAUUGCCUGAAGAAGGAGUCCGUCAGCUGCAUCAAGUACAAGGUCUUCGCCUUCGUCGAUAAAUUGUUAAGAGACAAGGAAGACAUCACCCUCAGCGAGGGCAUCACCGUCGUCAAGACCAACAACGCCGAAGAAGGCGCUCCCAGGUCAAUAGACUCCAGUGAUGUCGACGCUCUUCUCUUCGACCGACUGGGUCGGUUCCUGAAGACGCACUCCGUGAAGGUGGACCUGAAAGGCAGCGACAUCCUUGGGGCCAUCGAGUCUGCAGGACGCAGCCUGGAGGACAUCAGCGACAGCGUGGCCGAGGGUAGAGGAAAGAAGAAGAAGGCUCAGAAGAUCUUGGGACCAUUGCUGAUGGCAGUGGCCUUGAAGGCUGCAGCUUUGAUUCCCCUGGCCUUGGGAGCGAUCGCUCUGAUUGCUGGUAAAGCCCUCCUCAUAGGCAAGAUCGCCUUGGUGAUUUCGGCCAUAAUCGGCCUGAAGAAGUUGCUGUCGCACCAAAAACACGUGACGUACGAGGUGGUAGCACAUCCACACCACAGCAGCAGCCAUGUUGUGAGCCACGAAGAAGCCGGAGGCCAUGGCGGAUACGGAGGUGGCGGUGGCGGUGGCGGUGAUUACGGCGGCGGAUAUUCCGGAGGAAGUGGCGGUGGCUGGGCCAGAAGUCUUCCUCAGGAUGCCCACGACCUUGCCUACAAUGCCCACGUGCCGCACAACGAGGCACCGGCGAAAUAA